This is a messenger RNA of Vicugna pacos (alpaca), 3996 nucleotides long. The record is from RefSeq and is a predicted model, not a curated record. NCBI's taxonomy places the organism in Eukaryota, Metazoa, Chordata, Mammalia, Artiodactyla, Camelidae.
CUCGGUGUCCGAGGGCGGAGGCGUCUGAGAGGAGCGGCGCUUUCCAGCCAGCGCCGGCUUUUGCGGUGUCUCCUGUAAGCCAGGUUGUUUUUUUUUUUUUUUUCCUUUCUUUCUUUAUUAUUAAGAAACUUGCUGUGAGUGAGAUGGUUGAGGCCAAUGCAGGUCGAAAAAUAAUCGGAAAGCACAGGCAGACAGAAGAAGCCAGAACCACGGGUGGAAUGUUCGGGAAUUAUAAGCCCUCUGGCGUCUGCAGCGGAGGGACAGACUGUGGUCUGAAUCGCAACUCCCCGAGUGAAAUUGAAAAUCCAGCCAUUCUGACUGCCUGUUACCAUCUGCUUGUUCCUUUUCUGAACACCGACGAAAGGCCUUGGGGAAGAUUGACCCUUCAAGGAAUAAUCCAGCUUCUCCAGGGGAAAAUAACUACUUGACCAGAAUACGCUUUAGCAACAAAAGGAUCUCCACCUGCCCUCUAAAACUGUUUGGAGCAGGACUAAACAAUGUCUGAAUAUAACGGAUUAUAAUUUCUACAGUAUGUGAACACUUGCUGAUCAAAUUGCUGAAGGGCUGUGUGUUUGUAGUUGAGGUUUUCUUCUGCAGUUUUACUUUUAGUUUAGUUUUGUUUUGCAAGAACAAAAGAGGAAGGGCCGCCUAACCAGCCCGCGAGACGAUUCCGGCAAGCCUGGAGUUUCCUGAGGUUCACAGCUGCUGACUUCAGCCGGCAGGCGCCGAAGUGCAUGUUACUGCCGCUGCUGCAAACUGGGUUUUUCCUCUUCCUGUAGUUUGUAGUUUAGAAGAACUGCACAUCGGGGACUCCUCCAGCUCCUCCAGACCCGGCCCCGUCUGGCUCUCUCUCAGGGUCCUGCAAGAACCUGUGAGAAGUGGGUCUGUGAGUGUUUUCGUGUGUGUUUAUUCCCUCGCUGAAGAGUGUGUAUGUGAGUGGUGUGUGUGUGAGAGAGAGGACUCAAGAGAGGGAAGAAAGACUGAUCGAUUCUUCGGCCUCAACUUCUGCAUCCCGUAGUCGGCAGCUCUGUCCCCAGGCUGGUGUGUCCUGGCGCAGAGCUCCGGGAUGAAGUCUCCCUGGAAAAUCCUUAUGGCUGCUCCUGUGUUCUUUCUUCUGAACCUUCACACCUCAGCCUCCCCAGCCUAUGAUGACCACCCCAGCAGACACUCCAAAAGCCAUGCCUGUAUAGGGUGUGUGCUGGUGGUAUCUGUGAUUGAACAGCUUGCUCAAGUUCACAACUCAACGGUCCAGACCUCGAUGGAGAGACUGUGCAGCUACAUGCCUGAAAAAUUGUUCUUGAAGACCACCUGCUAUUUAGUGGUACACAUAUUUGGACCAGACAUCAUAAAACUGCUUAGCGCAGAUAUGAAUGCCGAUGUUGUGUGUCACACCCUGGAGUUUUGUAAACAGGACCCUGGCCAGCCGUUUUGUCACCUCUAUCCCCUUCCCAAGGAGCCAUGGAAAUUUACACUAGAGACAGCAAGACAGAUUGUCAAGAAAUCCCCAACUCUGACAUAUUCCCGAAGUGGUUCUGAUAUUUGUUCACUCCCGUUUUUGGCCAAGAUCUGUCAGAAGAUUAAAUCAGCUAUACAAAAUUCUGUGCCAUCCCAAGAUGUAGAUUCAGACAAAUACAGUGUUUUCCCAACACUGCGGGGCUAUCACUGGCGAGGGAGAGACUGUAACGACAGAGACAAGACAGUGUACCCGGGUAGAAGGCCAGACAAUUGGGAUGCACAUCAGGAUUCCAACUGUAAUGGCAUUUGGGGUGUUGAUCCAAAAGAUGGAAUUCCAUAUGAGAAGAAAUUCUGUGAAGGUUCACAGCCCAGGGGAAUCAUUUUGCUGGGAGACUCGGCUGGGGCUCAUUUUCAUAUCGCUCCCGAAUGGAUCACAGCUUCGCAGAUGUCUUUGAAAUCCUUCUUCAAUUUACCAACAGCUCUUACGGAUGAGCUCAACUGGCCCCAACUCUCUGGUGCUACUGGAUUUCUGAACUCCACUCGUGGAAUUAAAGAAGACUCUAUUUACCUUCGUUUAUGGAAAAGAAACCACUGCAAUCACAGGGACUACCAGAAUAUUUCCAGAAAUGGGGCAUCUUCCCAAAACCUGAAAAGAUUCAUAGAAAGUUUGUCUAGGAACCAACUGUUGGACCAGCCAGCCAUUGUCAUCUAUGCCAUGAUUGGAAACGAUGUCUGCAGUGGGAAUAGGGACCCAGUCCCAGAAAUGACCACUCCUGAGAAACUGUACUCCAGCGUCAUGCAGACUCUGCAGCAUCUAAACUCCCACCUGCCCAACGGCAGCCACGUUAUUUUAUACGGCUUACCAGAUGGAACCUUUCUCUGGGAUAAUUUGCACAACAGAUAUCAUCCUCUCGGCCAGCUCAAUCAGGACGUGACCUACGCGCAUUUCUACUCCUUCCUCAACUGUCUCCAGGUCAGCCCUUGCCACGGCUGGAUGUCUUCCAACAAGACGCUCCGGACUCUCACUUCAGAGAGAGCAGAACAACUCUCUGCUACGCUGAAAAAAAUUGCAACCAGCAAGAAAUUUAUGAACUUCAAUCUUUUCUACGUGGAUUUUGACUUCCAAGAAAUCACGGAGGAGUGGCGGAAGAGAGGCGGCCAGCCCUGGCAGCUCAUCGAACCCGUUGAUGGAUUCCAUCCCAAUGAGGUGGCUUUACAGCUGGUGGCAGAUCACUUCUGGAAAAAGGUGCAGCUCCAGUGGCCCCAGAUCCUGGGAAAGGAGAACCCGUUCAACCCCCAGAUUGAGCAGGUGUUCGGAGACCAAGGGGGGCACUGAGUCCCGCGGGGGCACAUGCUCCCGGGGAGCUCAGGGAGACAGAAACUUGGGUAAAUGGAUCCAACAAACGGUCUUGGGGCUGCUGAGUCACAAACUCACAGGAACCUCUUUAGCAGCAUCUUUGCAAAAUGCUUUUCUCUCAUUUAAGAGCUUAUCUAAAUGACGGUGUGACUCUGUGUGCUUCUGGGAUCAGUCCCCCUCCAGCUGAACCUCAGAUAACCUUUAAUAGAGUGCUUUGAGUGCCAUUCCAAGCAGUAGGUUAUCUAUCUGUGCCUUUGAAUGACUAGUUGUUCCAAAAACAAAUAAGAAAUCUAGUGACAUUCAGCAACUUACCCAGGGUCUUGGCAUGCCAGGGAACUGGUCCUCCCUCUGUGGUUGACGUCUUAAAGAUGGCUCUUCCUCAGAAGACUGUUGGCUGGCUGCCAAGGACUCUCACACCAGAACACAAAACUGUAAACACAAAAUUAGGUGCAAACUUGAAUAUUUAUUUAGAAUGAGAAAAGAAAUCACAACAGCUUACAGUUUGUAAAAGCUGACAAAUACCAUACACCCCACAAAGUCAAGGGAAAACAUGACAAUUUUUCUUUAUUUAAAAGAUGUCCUUGCAUUCUUUGGCAGCAUAAUCUGAUCGCCUCUUCCUAUAACAAUGAUUUUGUGAUAUCCCUGUCUAUAGUUAGAACAGAAAAAUAAAAUUUGUUGCUUGCUUUUGAUAGCUUAGAAAAGUUACUUUCAGCUACAGAACUCAUUAUUGGUAAAGUCGUGUACAUUUUUAGGAUGGUUGGCAAACUAGGAAGACCUCUAUCAAAUUUCUUUUAUGUGGGACCUAUUAAAGACACACUCCCUAUUUGUGGUGCUGUUAAAGCGUUGCAUCCAUAUAAGCUCAGGAAUUCUGUUCAGUUCUACUGCACCAUAUUCUCACUGGUGUGUCACCCCCCGGCCCAUCUCUGAUCGCAGCAGGGGGCAAUAAAUACAGGCGCCAGCCUCUUCCUCUAGUGCUCAGUUUGGGAAAGUCUUCUGUGUGCUUCUAGGGGGUGUCAGCAGAAUCAGCCCCCUUCGCUCACAGGAGUGACUGCCUUAAAUGACUCUUCCUCCUUCCUUGUGUCACUCUUCUCACUUCCGUGUUCCAACUUUGGGGGCUGGUUUCCCAAAGAAACCACCUGCACCCAAAUCUCUGUCUCAAUAAAGACAAAAUUAUAAUGACGGUA